UAGGUAUAUACAUUACUGCUUUGCAUUGUGAUCGAAUCAUUGCAUGCACACCUGUGUUUCCAAAACUUUUGACUUGGAAUUGUAGAUUUGUUACUAUCAGAAAAAUAGAAUGUGAUUACUGGUGGAAAAAAUGUGAUUGUUGGCUAAUAUGUCUGUGGGAUGCUGUCAUGGAUCUUCUAAGUAUUGUGUAUUGCUGCUUGGCAUUUUGCUUAAUCCAUUGCAUUUCUUGUUUGCAAUUGUGUUCUUGUCACAAAAUCUUUACAUGACAUUUUGAGAUUUUUUGUCAGUCUCAAAGAAAUAGUAUGUGAUGUACUGAUGCCAAGUGCUGACACUAAUGCUUUGAUUUUAUUGGUAGUAUGUUGACUUAUUAUGGUACUUUUUCUAGAUUGAGAAUGCUAUACUUGGAGAAAGUUCUUCAUGGAAAGGUGCAUAAUGUAAUACGGAUCUGGCUUUUUUAAACAAUAGCUUACAUAAUGGAUUUAAAGCUCCACUUUAGGGCACUUGCUUCAGUGAUUAGCUCUGUUUCCAGUCUAAGACCUAUUGCAUGUCCUUGAGAUACAUGAUAAGCAGUGGAAUUUCACUUCAAAAUGCUACUCGUAUGGGUUGUCUCAAGAGGUCUUAUUGUUCUUGUUUAGUGUCUAAUUCAUGUUGCAUCUCUAGUGUUAUGGGUUUUUCCAUGAAAUACAGGAGCUUCAAUUCAAUUAUCGAUGUCAAUCUAUGUUGCUUUAAAGCAAGCUAAAUGAUUAUACUUUACUAAUUGGUUUUCUUUAACAAGAUAGGUGAAUUAUUGUAUGCUUAAUUUUGCCACUUGUGCGCAGAAAUUGAACAUAAUGUGAAAGCAAAUUUUCCAACAGUCAGACAUUAGAAAGAGGCAUGCUAAAGAUUUGUGCACAAAAGAAAAAAAAAUCAGUGAUACUUAUUUUAUCAUAUAAUGAGACUCAGCUGGAAGAAGAUGAGCAACUUGCUAGAGCUCUACAAGAGAGCUUGAAUGUUGAAUCUCCUCCUUGGUACGGAUAUGGAAUUGGAAAUGGCAAUGCAUACCAAGGAAAUGUAUAUCAACCCAUCCCAGUUCAGUUUCCAAUGGGGUAUAGGAUUUGUGCUGGUUGUAGUAUGGAGAUUGGUCAGGGAAGAUUUCUAAAUUGCCUCAAUGCAUUUUGGCAUCCGGAAUGUUUCCGGUGCCAUGCCUGCAACCAACCAAUUUCUGAUUAUGAGUUCUCCAUGUAUGGGAAUUACCGUUAUCAUAAAUCUUGCUACAAGGAGCGGUACCUUCCAAAAUGUGACGUGUGCAAGUGCUUCAUUCCAACAAACCCUGCUGGUCUUAUUGAAUAUAGGGCACAUCCUUUUUGGAUCCAGAAAUACUGCCCGUCUCAUGAACAUGAUGGUACUCUUCGGUGCUGCAGCUGUGAGCGAAUGGAGCCACAACACACAGGAUAUGUUGCACUUAAUGAUGGUCGGAAGCUCUGCCUAGAGUGCCUGGACUCUGCAGUCAUGGACACGAAUCAAUGCCAGCCCCUUUACCUUGAUAUACAAGAAUUUUAUGAAAGUUUGAAUAUGAGAGUGGAGCAGAAAGUCCCACUACUCUUGGUUGAGAGGCAAGCUCUGAAUGAAGCCCGGGAGGGGGAAAAGAAUGACCAUUAUCAUAUGCCAGAAACCAGAGGACUUUGCCUUUCUGAGGAACAAACAGUCAGCAGGGUAUUAAGGCGGCCAAAGUUUGGGGUAGAAAACCAAGCCAUGGGAAUGGUAACAGAGCCUUACAAAUUGACACGUCGUUGUGAGGUGACAGCAAUUCUUAUACUGUUUGGCCUCCCAAGGUUGCUUACUGGGUCAAUCCUGGCUCAUGAGAUGAUGCACGCAUGGAUGCGACUUAAAGGUUUCCAACAUCUCAGUCAAUAUGUUGAAGAGGGCAUUUGUCAGGUGCUUGCACACAUGUGGUUAGAGUCACAGCUUCAAUCUGGCUCAGGCAGCAAUGUUGCUUCAUCCUCUGCUUCUUGUGCUUCAAAAUGGGGUACAAUAUCUACAUUUGAGAGGAAGCUUGGGGAAUUUUUUAAGCAUCAAAUUGAAUCAGACACUUCUGCAGUUUAUGGAGAUGGAUUCAGAAUAGGCCACCAAGCAGUGCAAAAAUAUGGCCUUCAACGGACACUUGACCAUAUUCGAAUGACAGGAACAUUUCCAUAUUGAAGUCCUGAAUCUUGAUUUCUUACCAAGCUUUUCUUUAACACAGUUAAAAGCUUUGGUCUUUUUCCAUGUGACCCCAAGGCCAAAGCACACUGCACAUAGGAAUUGUUUUCUAGAGAGUAGAUUUCAGGAGUUCUGAUUUGUUUUUGGUCUCAUUGCUAUUACGCCAUUGGAUAUCUGCUUUAGGUAAAUUUAUUAUUUAAUGAGAAAAUUUUCAUUCUUUGAUUUCA
Messenger RNA from Hevea brasiliensis (rubber tree), 2405 nucleotides. Its product is annotated as protein DA1-like. Lineage: Eukaryota; Viridiplantae; Streptophyta; Magnoliopsida; Malpighiales; Euphorbiaceae. Gene Ontology annotation, molecular function: ubiquitin binding. The record is from RefSeq and is a predicted model, not a curated record. Bases 874 to 2178 code for a protein of 434 amino acids. The transcript is spliced from 10 exons.